CCAAGUAAAUGGUGGUCUUUGACUAUUGUACUCUAGGAUUGUAAUUCAGUCUGAAUGUACUCACAUGCUUGAAUGCAAUAUUGAAUUCUAACCACAACGUUACUGGUAAAAUGUUUCAUGAUUGUCAUAUUGGUGAUGACCAAGCCAGAACUCAUUCCCUUGAUGUUACAGAGUUAUGGAGGUUAUUCCAAACAAUAUGGUUAGGCUGGAGACCCUGGAUAGAAAGCCCAAGCAUAUGAUGACCCCGUAUGCAUCACUGAAACCUCUGCGCCCGAGGACUCGCCCUGGCUGGCCAAAGGAUUCCCCUUCAGCCCCUGUGCUUCCAGGAGAUGCUGAAAUGCUGACUUCAUCAUCGGAGGAGGAAACUGAGUGUCAUUGUUUCACAAACCAUACAUAUGCUGGCCCCACAUCACCCUGGAAAAAGGAGCUGCACCCCGACCAGAAACAACUGCUCGAGUAUGUUUUGGCCUGCGAUCGUCCAGCUAUGGAACUGAUCGUUAAAGAGGGAGGGGUGUGUUUAACCCGAGAAGAGUUUUGGUCUCUCGGGUUGUCCAGAGACAUGGACUCCACGCUGGUUCAGGAAGCUGCUCAGAGACAUGGCAAAGAUGUCUUCAUUGCCAACAUGUAUAUUGUACCAACGUGGAAGCACAAAGACGUCGAUCCAAUGUCAAGCCUUCCAAGGGAUGCACAUCUAAAGGAUGCACUCCUCUUCCCAGCGUGGAGCAAGCACAACGGGCCAGAGCAUUACCUUCUCUGUCCAUGUUCCAGUGGUGUGCAACAGGGGUCCCCUACCACAGAGUCAUGGACCAGUACUGGUGAAACGAGCAUUGCGCAGCACAUCGUCCCAGGAAGCUGGAGUGAGCUCACUGGAAAAGACAUGCAGGAGAUCCCACGCCAGACCUCGGGGAAUGACUGUGGUGUUUUCAUGCUCAUGUACUCCCUCUGGCUCUGUACGGACACUACUUUUCACUACAGUGUGCUGGACAUGCAGUCAAUCCGGCGUUGGUGGUGUGUCCUUCUAAUGGAGCGCUUUGGCAUUGAAGGGCAUGGCCAGAGGUUCUGUUAUUGGACAGACAAGGCGAGCGGCCUAUUGCAGGGCAUUCUUCAGCCAGUGUUUAGGGUAUCCAGAAACUCAGUCCAGGCCAUCGACUGCGUCAUCAAAAAAUAACUGAAUACAGUACUGGUGCAGCUCGCGCAAUGUUUGGAACAAAACAUUUGUAAACAAUAAA
Messenger RNA from Entelurus aequoreus (snake pipefish), 1229 nucleotides. RefSeq lists its product as uncharacterized. The transcript is spliced from 14 exons. Lineage: Eukaryota; Metazoa; Chordata; Actinopteri; Syngnathiformes; Syngnathidae. The record is from RefSeq and is a predicted model, not a curated record. Gene Ontology annotation, biological process: proteolysis. Gene Ontology annotation, molecular function: cysteine-type peptidase activity. Bases 176 to 1168 code for a protein of 330 amino acids.